GCUCUGUAGCCAGCUUGUCUUCUCAGCAUAUGAUGCAAGGAGCUCUUUAAAAAUGGAUUUCAACUCUUCUUUUAUCCUUCAGUGCCUGCUCGUGAUAGUAGCUGUUACUAAUGCCUCAGCUUCUAGAGUUGUUGCACUGAGCAGCAGCUCAGCAGUCUUUUCUCUGGGAAUUCAAAGCCUGCAGAGCAUCUCUGAAAUGAGCAAAGGCAGUGCAAAAUGCUCCAUGUCUGUGUUGAACGAUACCUUGUUGGCCAGGUGCGGCACUUCUUCUGCUAGAUGUCUGAACUUGCAGAAUGGUUCUGUGGUACUGAGGAAUGUGGAGAAAGAGGAUGAAGGAAAAUAUGAGUUUGUUUUUCACAACACAAGCAGAUCUUUUAUACUCGAAGUGUCUGAACCAGCCAUUAGUAUCCGAUGCUUCCCUAAUGGGACUGGAGAGUUGACCUGUGAUGUAACUGGCAAUGAGAGCACUGGGUUUAUGUGGCUGCUGAAUGGUGUUGCGCUGGAUGCCCCUGAGGCUUGUGUUAAGGAUGGUGGGAAGAAGGUUCGCUUGGACAAAACUGUGCCUGGGGACUUCGUCUGUGUGAUUCACCGUGGGAAUAGCAUCAUUAGAAGCAGACCCAUUGCACUGUCUUGUGACUACUAUGGAGACCUGCUGCAGAAUCCAUGGUUCCUUUACAUCCUGUCAGGAUGUGCAGGAGGGGCAGUUGUUCUAGUCAUUAUUGUGUCUUCAAUUAUAUGUUGCUGCAUGAAGAGGAAACACAGGUUCAUCCCCGUGCCUUCAGAGGAGGAAAAGGAUGAUGGAGUAACAAUGUCAGUGGUCUCCAGUGAAGGUGUAAAGAGUCCCCCUAAUGGAGAUCGUGUUGAUGCUCAAGCUGUCCAAACCGCCUGUCCUCUAAAGCCCGAUGCUGCCCAGACUAGUCAAAGUCUUGAGCCUCAGCCAUUGGCAGAAGAAAAUUUCCCAGUGGAGACUGAGCCUGAGGAAAUACCAGACCCAGAGGUCAUAGUUGAUGUUGAAAACCAAGGAAAUGCAUCAGAUUGUUUCCCAGAUCCAACUGAUGCCUAAGCUGACAUGCUGUCCCAUCCUGUCCUGAAGCCUAUGGCACCCAUCCUUUGCAUCUCAUAAUCUCAUUUUGUGUAAGAACUGAUCUGAAAAAUUACACUGCAGGAAAGCCCUAAGGCAUCAAGCCUGCUAUCUUAAUGAUAAUACAAAGUGUGUAGCUUCAAGGCUGCGCUGCUGUGAGCUGACAAGUUCACCAACAAACAAAACUGGCAGCUC
This is a messenger RNA of Nothoprocta perdicaria, 1276 nucleotides long. RefSeq lists its product as uncharacterized. The record is from RefSeq and is a predicted model, not a curated record. Lineage: Eukaryota; Metazoa; Chordata; Aves; Tinamiformes; Tinamidae. Bases 53 to 1063 code for a protein of 336 amino acids. The transcript is spliced from 6 exons.